AUGUUUGCCACAACAACUAACAUGGAAAAAAGAAAAAAAGCUCUACAAAAGUACUUACAGGUCAUUCUGGAUAACCCCAACUAUCGAAAUCACAAAGAGACCUUGCAUUUUUUGGAAGUUAGUCAUCUUUCCUUUCAGUACGAACUGGGAGAGAAGAGAACGUGAGUAAAUUUUUUUUCUUCUUCAGGGCAUUUAUUUCAUUGGGCAUUUGUAGGCAAUGAUUUUUUUUUCAUUCUGUAGCUACACAUACAUUUUAUUUUAAAUUUUUGACAUCAAGCCCAGUUUACAAGUAUGAGCAAGCAGAAGGAUGACACACAGAUUUUUACACACACACAUAAUAUAAGCAGAAGCUUAUGCAUGAUGCUUAAGCUUGUGUCUCCUUUUACUGUUCCUAUUUUUGGUGUCUAGAGGCUAGGCCAAGUAAACUAAUGUUAUCUUGUUGGCCCCUUGUUUAUAUAACAGGGGCUCCCAACGGCAAUUUUUUGGAAAAUAUCUGUUCGGAAGACGAUUUGAGAUCUAGAAUUUUCGGAACAUUUGUUGUAAAAUUUCUUGCUUGCCUGCCUCUCCUAGGAUUUUCGAACAUCUACAAAAUGGUAUAAUUACCCAUUUUUAACGGAUUUUGACCCUAAAAAAGGCCACCUAGAAUUUUCGGGAGCCUUUUCCUGGCUGAAAUUUUCGAGAAGGUAAGUUUUUAUCCCUAUAAUUUUCGGAUUACUAGACUUUCAGCUAGGAAAUCCGCACAGAUGAAAAGCUUUUAGGGGAUAAAAAUAUGCCUAUAUCUACCGUUUUAAAUACUAAAAUACGUUCAACAAUGCUAUGUUAAGUGGCUUUGAACUAUAUCCCCGUUGGGUACCCCUGAUAUAAACAUUUACAUACACAAUAACUAUUAAAAGAGGAAAAGGAAGAAAAUUAGAAGCAAAUCCUUAUAGAAGACCAAUAUGGGAGUAACUCAAGCUGAUAAUGUUUCGCCCAACUAAAGAUAGCCAAAUAAGAGCUUAGAAAUAGAUGUUGCAAUAAAGAAAUUUCCUUCUCUUCUUUCCUUCUUGUUUUCUACCUUUGCUUUCUUUAUUUCCAGCCCAAAGUGAAUAUGUGGGCAUGUUCCAUCCUGAAUGACACCCUGCCUGUGUGAUACUAAAAUCUGCAACUUACACCCCCAAAUGAGAUCAUGCUCAACCCUUUCAUGUGGGAGUUUACUUCCCCUGGGUCUAGUUUGCACGCAAUACAAUAGCUUUUCUCUGUCGCUGUCGCAAUUUGAACCCAUCUUUGUCUCGUUUGUCGCCAUUUCUGCUGUCCUGUCGCUGUUUCAAGGUCGUGUAGCUUGUCAGAAUUUUGCCUCAACAAGGCCUCGUUACUGUCAGUAUUCUUUUGCAUUUUUCUUUUGCUCAAUAUCCUAAUUUUAUUUUAUUGUACUGUACUUUUCAGGGAAGGUGUUUUGAGAAAGCGAGCAGGGGGGCAGAAGUUCCCAGCGGGCUGCUGCAGUUGCUGUGCUGGAUUGUCAUGGGGAAUAUGGGACAAGAGGUAAUAAAAAGUAAAUCAAAUUCUUUUUUGAUGUUGUGCUAGUCAUUUUUUUUUACCAUAGUUUGAGUAUUUAAACUUAUUUCCUCUCCCAUGCUUCGUUCUUAGACGGUGCCCCGCCUUAUUGAUCAACUUUAUCGCUCCCCCCAUUCUUCCUUUACUUUCAAAAACAAACUUUACGCUCAGGAAAUACUGAGACUGAGUUGCUCACCUGAAAAACUGCACUGUUGCUGGUGCGCAUUUUUUUUUUUUUAUAGUGUGCCGUCCACAUUGACAUUUUUUAUUCAAACUGGGUCAUUGAGUCUUUUUGCCUCACAAUUGAGCUUAAUGUGUAUCUCUGCACAACACUGUCCUUCCACUGUUGUCCAGUUGUGUUUUUAAAUAAUACUGUCGCACACGUGUUUCCUAGUGGCAUAUGGAACAUCCCUGAAGAUUUUACUGCACUGUUAUGCAUAUUUAGAACGUGAGAUCCUUGAUAUACAGACAUUUGAUUAUGCCCUUUUUUUUUUUUUGUAGAUGGCUUGUGGUUAAAGACAGUUUUAUUGCAUAUGUAAGGUAGGAACCACAAAGAAUAUAAACGUGUGGUAUAUAUAAAUCAAUAAAAUUUUUGAUAGAUUGAUUAACGGACGGACGGACUGACGACCCGGAAGGGCAGACCCACCGUCCGACUAAAAGGGCGGACGGACCGGACCGAUGGAAGGGCAGACUGGGCCGACAGAUAGACAGACCGACCGUAUGGACAGAUGGACGGACCAGACCGACCAACUGGACAGAUGAAGGAGGGACGCACCGACUGACCAAUAGGUCGGACGGACGGAUGGACAGGACCAGGCCGUUCGACCGAAGGAAAGACGGGAGGGCGGACGGACAGUAAUUCCGUCAUAUUUUUCGAAAACGUGAUGCUUAAAAACUUUGGUAAACUUCUUUGCUGCUAGCCCAGAUGACUUUUACACGUAUGACCAAUGUAGUUAAGCGCACUCUUGCUUUCGUCAAUGUGGUAAAAUAGUUACUGUUCAACUGGGAAGCAUGCUCAGUUUACGUAGCGAUUUACGUAGCGAUUUGUUCAGUUUACGUAGCGAUUUUCUGUCUUUAAACUGAAUAUAGCCCCAAGGAUAAAGAAGUGAGGGGUGUAGUUUUAAUGGACAAGGAGUUCUCCUUCAAGCAUGGAAGGAAGCAGACAGGUGUCAGUCAUGGUUUGCUUGUGCAUAACCAGAGCAGGUGAAUAACUAACCGGGGUGUUUUGUAGAAACUAAGGUUAAUAUGUAACUUUGCCAAAUCAUCAUACAGGAGCAAUCUGAAAGGAAAAGUAGUUUUGUUAGCUCAGAAAUAAAUUUUUGAGGGAAAAGCCUCGAAACGUCAUUCUGUCAAGAAGAGGUUACAUUUUGCGGUGCGUUCAUUCAGACAUGCAGAUCUCCCGCGAGUCAAAACGGACAAGAACAUCAAAAUCCAACUUUGUUUGUUAUUACCACAUUUUCACAUCAUCUGUAAACUGUAGCUAAAAAGUCAUAUGGCAAAGUAGGGCCAUUCGUUAAAUUGGAGUUUCUUGAAUGAAAUUGGAGACCAUUAAGUGGAUUAAUGACUUUGGCGGACAAAAGUGUUUUAUUAGCUUCUAUUCAACUAACAUGAAUAAUGAAAUAAUACCUUGUUUUUUCUGCGAAAAUAGUUAAAUAAAUUUAUGUUGAUUUUAGUUUUUAAUUUUUAUUGUUAAUUGUAGUUUACCCCUCAAAAAAAAAUUUUUCCUCUGUAGGGAACUUCUGUUGAAGUGCUGGACAGAGCGGAAAGCAAGGUACAAUAUAUAGUCAACACGCAAGAAAUUGCGCCUAACUCGGACUUCUUUAUUGGUGUCGAUUAACUGAUCUCUUCCGUGUGGGCAAAAAUUGCCAAACUGGAAAACUUCGUAGAUUCCAAGGCCGCCUUUUAUUCAAACAAACUUUCCUGGUCUUUCGAAACGACAGCUGAUGAAAUGGAAAUUUUCUGGGUAAUUUUUCCCCUAGAAUCUUUCGGCAAUUGAUAGGGACAUCAGCAUAUUCAUGAGGGAACGUUUACUAAAAGUAAAAAUAUUGCCCCUGAUUUCCGAGAAUUCAANAAAUCUCUAAAAUUAGGAAAAAAAUAUUUUUAGGGGGUAUUUUUUGAAAAUAUGUGAUUUUUUUUGUAGAGUUUUUUUUUUUUUCAAAAAUAUAAAAUAUACGCGAAAAAUUUUUUUCCCCCCCGGCGGGUGGAGUAUUUAAAUUUUUUGUGGGGGGGGGGGGGGGGGGGGGGAUCUUACUACCAGUUGAAUGCUACAGCUCUAAAGCUAGAGUUUACAAAACUUUUGUGAGUAACCUCUUUGAGACAUGGUUAUUAUAACCGUAUUUCAAGUAGACCGAUAAAGGUGUAAAUUUUGACCGACAGUGAAUGGAUGAAAGCGAUUGUUCACGUGAUGGCGACAGCUGGUGCAGAUUGGAUAAAAGAACAUCCUCACGAUUCAUUUGCCCCGGUCAGGGAUAACUCCUGUGCUCAGUGGUGAGUUUACUGCGGAUAUCCUACUGCAAGUGCGUCCUAAUGACUGAUAUCAGUACCGGUACUGCUCUUGAUAACGACGAGGAACAAGACCGCACGUGAAAACGACUGAUUUCAUAACUGCAUGUGCUAACGACUGAUAUGAUAACUGCACGUGAUAACGACUGAUAUGAUAACUGCACGUGAUAACGACUGAUAUGAUAACUGCACGUGAUAACGACUGAUAUCAUAACUACACGUGAUAACGGCUGAUAUCAUAACUGCACGUGGUAAACCGGCACCAACCUACGGGCCAUUGUCGAGUUGCCUCAAGCCUCAUUUUCAAAAUGAGGUUUAACUGAAAGCCAUUCAUAUGAAAAUGUUUUUCAAUUCUCAUGUGAAUAAAACUCAUUUCACAAGAAAAAUUUUGCACUUGGCGUCGAUUUGAAAGCAAGAGUUUUUGGAACUCGGAAUUGGCCUACAAACAAAAGAAGUCACUUCUUAUUAAGAGGAAGAGAGAGAGAGAGCUUUCUUUACAUCAUAAAUGGACAAUGUUUACAAAUAAUAUAUUUCGGGGAUCGAUUUUGUCGUGUGCAUAAAAUCAUCUUCUAUCAACCAGUAGACCCCGAGAAACCUUGCUGUCGUGGUAUUUGUUGGAACAACUGCUUCAUUUAUCGCUAGAAUUUAAUCUUCGGGAACUGUUGGGUAGGAAGACGCCAUUUUGAAUUCCGUCCCAAAACAGUGAAAAGGCAAGGAUAUUCCGAGCUACGCGGGCUAACCAAAAUGCACGAAAAUUUUUAUCCGAUGCUUUGGUAAAUUACUUAAAAUGAUACCUGUAUUUAUGUGACCACAUUGGAAACAGUUUUGCAGAUAUAUAAUAACCAAAACUGAUUCAUCGGCAGGUUUGUAGAUGGAGAGUCAUAUUUCGAUAGUGUAGCUGAUGCUUUGGAAUCUGCAGAGGAAGAGAUCUUCUUAACUGGCUGGUGGUAAGUGAUGAUAAGUAUUGAAUACCGUGAAUCCUCAAUUAAAUCCCCCGGGGGGCUUAUAUAUUUCAAACACAUUUAAGGGGGAGGGGGACUAAAAAGAGACGGUGGGUGCAUUUGAGACUGGGGCUUAUUUAAUUUAGCAAAGACGAUUGUAUCAGUUCUCCAUGAAGAACUAGAAUACAAAGUGGAAAAGCUCAAGUACAAGAAGUUGGAGGUCCUGCAGCCGAGGAUCUAAAACAAAUCUGAACUUCCAGUUGGUGAAUAAAUCAUCGCGGAUUAGUCCACAUGAAGUUUUAAAAGAGAAGGGGGGCUUAUUAACUUUUUUCCCCGAAAAAGAGGGGGGCUUAUUUGACAGGGGAGGCUAAUAGAGGAUUUACUACACGCAAAGUUCGUUGAGGAGGUUAAGUAUGCUGGAGAGUGCGUCGUUCAUAGGGGAGAAGUACUCAUCUCUAAAUACUCAAAGACAGGACACCCGUAAUGCACUCCGAAAUACAGGGAGUCAAAGAAAAGGAGACGGUCAAAAUGUGUUUCAUCUUCACUUCAUACAAAUGUGGUGAUUUUCAUAUAUGUUUUCUAUCUUACAUUUAGCAGAAGGUUCUUGGUAGUGAAGGCAAGGUGGAGAGCUAUCUCUUGUCACCUCGGUAUUGCCACCGUCGCUCUCUCAUGAAAAAAGGAAUGUCUGCCAUCAUUACAAUUAUAAUCGUUAUACUCACCUCACAAAUCGUAUUUUUCAAAAACGCGUAAAUAUUGUCCUUGUGUUUGUCAGGUCUCAGCUUCUGUGGUCCUUUAUUUCAUUGGCGUCCACUAAAAGGGAAGAAGGAGCUGUACAGUAUCAGCUAGUAUCUUGACCUUGCGCUUGGUCACAAGUUAGUCAAUAGUUGUUCUUGUUUAUAAUGUUGAUGGUUUUUUUUCAGGAUCAGCCCAGAGGUUUAUCUUCGGCGACCAGUCACUGCUGGCCAUGAGUGGAGACUGGACAACAUUCUAGAGAGAAAAGCGGUACAGAAGAAUCCCGUCUCAGUACCGCUAACCUCCCACGCAGACGUUCUUUUGGCCCGUCACGCGAUCCUCCCAUCGAAAGGAAUGCGUGACGAAUCCCUAAGAACGUUCGCGUGGGAGGCGAUGGUACCACCCGUUUAACGUAAACAUCUCGUAAAUACAUUUGCCACGUUCGAGAAAUGAUGGUUUUCAGGGAGUGAAACUAUCAGCGCCUUAGAGGAAAAAGUAACCCGAGUUCUUCUAACAGGAGUCGAACUUAUGACUCUCUGGUUGCGAGACCAGGGGCCCGUUUCUCGAAAGUCCCGAUAAUUAACGGGACCGGUAAGCUGUUGCCGUUUACAUUAAAGAUCGAGGUUUCAAUAGUUUUGCAUCUAACGUGAUAAAACUGUCAGUUAAUGAAACAAAAUGGAAUUGUUUGCUAGCCAGGACCCGCGCUCUUAUUCUUUUUAUUUCGAUUUGAAUAUUUGAUUUCGGGCCCGAAAAGUUACCGGGACUUUUAAGCAACGGGCCCCUGAUGCUCUACCAAUGAGCUACAGGAGACUAGUGGGUCUUAAGGCCAUUUAACUAACACAUUCGUUUUUCUUAGAGGUAAAUCAAACAAACAAACAAGCAAACAAAAAAAACACACACUAAACCUUGUUAGUACUAUACGAUCAUGGAUAAAUCUUUAACUGCCAAGAUCUGAUUGGUAGGUCUCCUUUCUGUCUGCUGUACAUGUCCUUGUACAUAAGUUAAGAAAAUUUGGAGUUAUAUAGCUGAUACAUCUGUCUAUUCUCAUCACCUAUCUGCUCGAUAAUGUAUUGAUAUUAUAAGGGGAAGUUACAUUACAAUCACUUCUGGGAAUUAAUGAGUUAAUGGUAUUCCACUAUACUUACCUCAUGAUUGCUUUUUUGAUAAACAGCCGACAUUUCGCGACGCCAUAACUGGUUUUCCCGCGAAAUGACGUCUGAGAAACGAGUGCAGAAAUUCCGUAGUGAUGACGCGUCACUACCCAGAUCUGGGUUUUGCCUCUGAUUGGUCGUGCCGCGCUUCAACCAAUCAGAUGCACUACCCAAAUAUCUGGGUACUGACGCUUCAUCAGUGGGGAAUUUCUGCGCUCGUUUCUCAGACGUCAUUUUCGCGGGGAAGCCAGUGGUGGCGUCGUGAAAUGUCGACUGUUUUCUCAGCCAAAACUUCAUUCGUAAGGUGUUGGCGUUGAUUGCAGUUCAGGGUUGGUCAUGCCCUGCAUCCUGUUAGGGAAACAGUGAAUACGUAUUUGCAGUUUUUCGUCCACCUUGGAGCGCGAGAAUGGAUUAAAAAUUGACAACCCUUUGCGCCUUCAUUAAUUUGUCUUGUAUUUCUCUUUUACCAGAAAGAUGGAGUGAAAAUCUAUAUUUUGAUCUACAAAGAGGUAGAGUUCGCUCUGACUAUCAACAGCGCUUACACCAAAUCAAAACUGAUGAGUCUACACCCGAAUAUCAAGGUACAAAAACCAAAUGUCACAUUGGGUAUAAACAUGUGGUGGUAGUAGGUUGAUAAAAAUGACCAGCAAGGUUAUUGUAAGCCCCUCCCCUCCAUUUCUUUCCCUAUCAUUUUUCGCUUAACGGCAGGCGCUUUUCGUGGCUGUCUCAUCGUUAUUGAUAUGUGGCUACUGGUAUAAUGUAUUCAUGAUUAGUGUUAAUUUCAGAGUGGCAGAUCGCAGGCUAUCAACCUCAUAACUAUUUUUUUUCUCUGUCAUUGAUCUAUGUUCAAUAGGAGAUAGCCUUCCAAGGUUUAGAACAUAAGAUAUUACGUAAUUCCUCUCAUUGAACCCAAAUUUCCUUCCCCUGGUGGUCUCCCCAAAGUGUAGACCUAAUACUCAUUGCUUACAUAUGAUUUAUUAUUACAUGACUGUAUAUGGCUACAAUAGUACGCGCUCUCUGAUUGGCUGUUUUCUUGUAAUGACCGGGAAGUACUAGCUAGGUGUCCAAGGCAUGUACAAUCUGUGUUUAACUUGAUAGUGGACAUCCUUAUAAACAUCCAUGUUAUGGUCAAUUGACACCUGUCAAAAAAGGUAUCCGCUGACCAGUGUCACCUGACUUCAUCGGGGCUCAAGUGUACAACUCAUUCCCUGUAAUGACCUCACUCUCGGUUAAUAAGUAGUUUGUAUUGCUUCACAUACAGUGCACACGCUCACUUUUGGGAAGUUAUUAUUUGUACCUAUUGUAAGGAAGUAGUCAAUCUUACGGAAUAAUGACAGUGGUUACCUUCUGUUUAUUAACUCGCCCUGGCUUCAGGUUUUGCGGCAUCCAGACCAUAUAGCAGGGCAACGCGUGGUUUAUUGGGCUCACCAUGAAAAGUUGGUGGUCGUCGAUCAGAAGGUGGCUUUUCUUGGAGGUAAAUUCUUAAAUACCCUAAAUAAGCUAUCUCAGUAAUCGGCUCCUGCUAUCCCUUAUAAAGAUCCCUGGCACGAAUUAAGCGAAGGAAUAGAUAAAAUGAACGAAUCCUUGCAGGAUUCAGAUGAGAUCACUUUUUCCAAAUACCGUAAAUGCACCCCUAUAACCAAAACGUUUUUUGCAAUAAUUUGUUUUGGGAAGGGACAACUGGAAUCUAGAAGAGAAACCCUGGUAUCGUAGUCGGUCCUCAUUUCAAGAAUUUUUGGCAAAGGUGUUCAGAUGUUAUGUUGUUGUACACCUUGAAACAUGUUACGCUUUCAGUUUAUUCAUUUGUCCGAAAAAAAAAUACAGUCAUUCAAAACAUUGGAAAAAUAAUAGUUGAAGGUUAAAAUUGACCUAAAUUACAAAAGUGAAACAGUUAGAAGUAUUUUUCUGGCGAGGAAGCUCAAAUUGAAACCGUAAGGGCUUUUUACAUGAACUCCCUCCCUAACCUAAUACUAUAAAUCUAAUAAAUAAGCAGCGAGAAAUCAUGUUUAUAAGUUAGGAUAAAAAGCAAGCAAAACAAAACACACUAAAUGUACAAAAAGAAGCAAAAAAACAAAUAAUAUUUAUAAGUGGAGAAUCAGCUGAGGAGAAAUGCUUUCAAUCUAGAUUUAAAAGGAGAGAUAGUGGCAAUAGGUUUGCAAAGUGUUACCUCGUGUUUUUUUUCUUAUUUUUUUGUUUUUCUCUUUUUUGUCGUUUAUUUGUUUGUUAACUUUAUUCAGGCUGAUAUUGGUUCGUUUUAGGUCUUGAUCUUUGUUUUGGGCGCUGGGAUAACUGUUCGCACCGUCUGACAGAUUUUGGAUCAGCACUACUGCCUCCGCCUGUAAGCAAAACGGUAAGUAGAGCCCGGGGGGGGGGGGGGGGGGGCCUUUUUGUUUUGUAGUCGUGUUGUUUGUUUGGAUGUGUUGUUUGUUUUGUGGGGGCGGCGGGGUGGCGGCAGGGCGGAGGGAACGGUGUGUGCGGCGGCACCCCGCGCGCAGGCAGGGGAGAAAGAAGGGGAAGGGGGGGGGGGGGGGGGGGGGGGGGGUGUCCCAUUAAAAUAGAAAAUCAGCCUUAAACAUCCACAACACAGGUGUAAACGCAUGAACGAAAAGAGGUAGAAUAUGUAAAAAGGGAAAAAUGGAAAUAUUUACACAAGGAAAACUCGGAAAAAACGAGCAUUAUAUCUACGAUGAGCUGAACAACAAUGGGAUUUGUCUUAGUUCACCCUGUUGGAAUUAAACUUUCGAAAACUUGAAAACCUCUGCUUGGAUAUAUCUUGUUACUUAUGCUGAUAUUUAUCGCACGUGAAGGCAUCUUUAUGCUUUGCUCGUGAACAUACAAUGUAUGGAUACUUACUUCAAUCUCACAGUCGACAUGUAAAGCGGUGCGUAUACAGCUAUUUCGAGAAAGGUUGUCGUAAAAGGUGCACGUGACAAGCCCGAAAGGUAUUGUGGAUGGUUUUGAGUUCACUGUUCUUCAAAGAAAUUUGGAGGAAUGUUAAGACAAGUCAUAGACGUAUGCUUGUGCGUGAUAAAGGCAGCAACAAAAGUAGGCUCGACAGCUAUAUUGUCAGGAACCGGGUAUUGAUCAUAUCCCAUAUUACCUUUCGGGAUUGUCGCGUGCACAUUUUGUCCGACAACCUUCUCGAAAUAGCUUUAUAUAAAGUAGUAUUAACGCAGCUCUUGUUCACAUUUGUACGAAAUCUUCUUAUAUUUCCAAACAGGAAGAGCAAAUUAGGAAAAUCGGCGCCUUGAUUGUAGAAGGAACAGUGGAGGGAAUGAAGUUACCGUUUCGUCCCGAAGUAGUAGACGGGGCUAGGUUACAGAUGGAACCCGGGACUACCGGAGGAAGCAAAAUAUGGCUGGGAAAAGAUUACUCUAAUCCGGUCAAUAGGGAUUUUUUUGAAGUGAACAAACCGUUUGAAGGUAACGAGCGAUAUACAGUCUAUGCUAUUCUCAUAGCAUAGCCACCCCGGAAAGCUUCACUGUGCUUUUUUCACCAGUAUUAUCUAAAUUGAAGGAGGUUAAGCCGUCCCGGUCUAACAUUUGAGGAUAAGUUGUUUCCACCGCAACGACAUUCUCGCAAAAAACUUGUAGUAGAAUCACGACGACUAUCACGUUUUCCCACCAAAAUGACGCUGGUUCGUGCGCGAGCACUACUCAGUAUUGAGGAAAUCUCGUACUCGUAGUCGUCCUUGUCUUGGAAUCUAAAACUCUCUAAUAACCUCCGAAAUCUGCGCUAGUCUUAAUAACAUACGAAAGCCAAAUCCUAUAACUGUUUUAUUGUUCAUUCAAAAUAUUUUCAACCUAAAAACAUUCUUACCUCGACCUAAUUUAAAGUUUCCGUCUUCAUUCGUCGGCUUUGAAGCAACACUGCAAAACGUUGAACGUACAGUUGUGUCACUUUAUAAUCGCUGUUUCGCACUCUCCUUACAUGAUUUUUUUCCCCCAACUUUUCAGUUUUAAGUUGUACUUGUUAUGCUAAUAUACUGAAAGAAAAAGAGUAAAACAGUGAAGGUGCGUGGGGUUCUUAAUCCAGAGGAGGCUAAGAUUGUAAGUUUACAAGGAAGAAACUAACUUCACUUGAGGCAAAAAUGAGACUUUUCAAAGAGAACGGGAACAAAAACGUAUCCCUGUUGGACUCACCGCGCCCUCUUAUUUUCAUAGGUCAUGUUACUAAGUAUUAUGUAGUUCUUAAGAACUCGUUGAAAGGUAUCUGUGCGUUCCAGAUUGAAUUGGAAUUUGAAAAUGUUGGUUUUCAAGGAGAGGGGAAAACCGGAGUACACGGAGAAAAACCUCUCGGAGCAAGGAAGAGAGCCAACAACAAACUCAACCCACAUAUGGCGUCGACGCCAGGAUUCGAACACGGGUCACACUGGUGGGAGGCGAGUGCUCUCACCACUGCACAACCCUUGGUCCCCCAAGGUCACACAUUUCGCUGUGCACACCCCGAUCUCUGAGUCGGGAGCUUUCUUGCAAUCAAAACACUAAGGGGCCUCCCACUUGUUUGUGUUGAAAUUUAUAUUUUAGUGCCAUUGGUCACUCUCUUUUGUUAUAGAUUCUGUAGACAGGGGUGCUGUUCCUCGCAUGCCGUGGCAUGAUGUUGGAAUGCGAACAUUUGGUGCGUCAGCCAGGGACGUGGCCAGACAUUUCAUCCUCAGAUGGAAUGCCACUAAGGUAGUUCAGUGCUUUUGGAAACUAAAACUUUAAAAGUCCUGUGUAAAAAUUGGAGACGACUUAAAUUGACAAGCUUAAGAUUGAGAGCGCCACUGGUGGAGCUGAAUGCUUGGACGAGCCUAUCUAGUAUCCGUCUGAUCAAAACGUUCUGCUAUUCUUAGCUUAUAGCCUCCUAAGAUACAGUUAAACCUGUGUUAAGUGUGCAUUUGCGCAACCCAUCCAUGUGUCCGCUUAUUGAUAGAGUUGUCGGCUAAAUGCAAGUUUGUUUUACAGAAAGUUUGAGAGGAAAAGUAUUGAACUUAAUUGUUGGCUUCGCACUAGAGCUUUCAAGAAUGAUCUAAGUGUACUUGGAACCCACUUUGAGUAUGAAGGGGUAAAAUGUACCUACUUUAACUUUACUUGGUCGCCAUGGAAACGUUCGUAAUUUCAAUAAGCCGACGUUCGCCACCAAGUAUGGUCUACACCACACUUGACCAAAAGGAAAUGGAAGCCAUCUGAAAGCGAUGUGCACGAUGCACGACGUGCACGUGGAGCGGUUCCAAGAUGCUAAUGAACGGACGGAUAAACAUCCAUGUCUUGGCCUAGAAAAAGCAUUGCGCAAGAGUCCAAGCUCAAGCCCUACGGCGAGUUCUUUGCCGAAAAGCGUAUUGUUGAGCCAUUCUAGAGAAAUACAGAAGAAGAAGUCGCUUGAAAAAAACUGAAACUCUCUUCCUGAACGCAAAGGCCUCAUGGCUUUAGCUUUUGUGGCGAGCAGUUGUGAUUUUACCGCGAAAGAUGAUUGACAGCUUGCACUUCAAGCAAUAUACUUUGGCAACCAGUGCGGAGCCAUAUUUUCUACAGACCGACUGAAGAUUUUCAAGUGCACUUGAAUCAAGUGCUUACUUGAAACUAACUUAGCUUCUAUUGUGAAGUCAACAAACAUGAGGUCCGUCCAUUUCACUUACGUUUGUUUCCGUUUACAGGUAGAAAAAGUUAAAAUUUAUCCUGACAUUCCUUACGUGCUGCCCAAAUCUUAUUCCAAACUGGCAGCUGACAGACGGACAGUAUCUGAAAAUGUGAAAACGGUAGAGUGCCAGGUAACUGAAGAACCUGCUAGGACAAUGGGUUUGUCGGAAAGAUGUUAAUUCAAUCCCAGGGUACCGUCGAAAUUUUAAUCAAAACUUCCCUCCUCUGGAAACUUGUAUUUGGGGCUUAUAGAAUAUUAUUGAUCUUUUACGCAGAGACCAAACUACGUUAACCCAAAAUGAUGGACCAUAACUGUAACAGUCAAUGAGAAAGUUAACACAGACAAAUUUAAAAAAUCGUAGUUUGAUUAUCGCUUACCGUAAAAACAGCCUAGUCCCUAGGCGUUCUCUCUUGCCCCGUUGUCCGCGCGAAGUCUGGGAAAGAGCGGCGAGUGUCUCUCGGUGACGUCACAGCUCACGGUAGAGUCCAGGAUUGACUGAGCCGAGAACGCCCAGGGACUAGGCUGCCGUAAAAACCCUACAAAGGUAGCGAAUGUUAAGGUGACUCGACCCAGUUUUUUUGGGUGGGUACCAUCCUACUUUGAAGCUCUCUGGUAUCCCCACCUUUACUUUUAUCGUAAGUCUAACACAUAGAAUGGAUAACAUAUAGAUCAAUCUACAAUGUAACAUAAAAUUUUUCGCGAUCGGAGUAAAUGUCACGUGGUUAUAAUGCCACGCCCCUUUGAGGUCUGAGUCGAAAAUCUGCUGUUGCUGGCAUUUUUUCGUGAAAAUCUCUCGGCUACACAUAGUGCGCAUUAGUGCCUUGCGCUGAACAGAGUUUCACCAAAAUCGCAAAGACCCAAUUCGAGAAAUUCAGCGGUUUCCAAAUUUAGGUCAUAAUUUAUGCGAAAAUGAUAAGCAAACUUUACACGGAUUAUAUCUAAUAAACUAUGAGAUUCAUCUCUUUAUUUUGGGCAUCGUUAUAACAGAUGGGUCCUUGCAAGUCAGCAAAACGCUUUAGGGCCUUGUAAAUGCGCGCGAUUUCGAGCAAAGCAAACAUAUAGAAAUUAUAGUUUUCGCUAUUUGUUGACGUUUGUCAGCGUUUAAGAGUCCUUCUCACGAAAAAAGCAUUUUCUUAAAAAUUCGUAGUUUUUUUUCCUUCAAAUUUUUUCAGGGCCACAAUUGAUUAACUAACUACCCGGACUCUGAAUUUCAUGGUCAUUGAAAAACUGUGACAUUAUCUUCUAUAAGCCCAAACUUGAGUAAACAUUGAAGAUUUUUAGCGUUUUGGCUGAGUUUGUGCUUUGGGAGUUGUCUAUUGUUUCUAGUCUGUCAUUAUACAGCAUUCUUGUUCAGCACGCGUGCAAUGACCACGCUUGGCUGACUUCCGAAUGCUCACCGAGAUAUUCCCGUCACGAGUUGGUUUAAUUAUUGGCUUGCAUUAAACCUAUGAAAAAAUGAUAUUUUUUUAAUAGUAAGUAGAUUUAGUGUGUAGCACUUCUUGAUUUUUUUGCAAAGGCACAAGAAGCACGAGAAUUGAUUAAAAAUUGUGACUUAAACCUCUAUGUAUCACGCGAUGGCCUGUCUCACUGUACCAAAAUUAUUAUAUCUCGGUGAGCAUUCGGAAGUCAGCCAAGCGCGGUCAUUGCACGCGUGCUGAACAAGAAUGCUGUAUAAUGACAGACUAGAAACAAUAGACAACUCCCAAAGCACAAACUCAGCCAAAACGCUAAAAAUCUUCAAUGUUUACUCAAGUUUGGGCUUAUAGAAGAUAAUGUCACAGUUUUUCAAUGACCAUGAAAUUCAGAGUCCGGGUAGUUAGUUAAUCAAUUGUGGCCCUGAAAAAAUUUGAAGGAAAAAAAACUACGAAUUUUUAAGAAAAUGCUUUUUUCGUGAGAAGGACUCUUAAACGCUGACAAACGUCAACAAAUAGCGAAAACUAUAAUUUCUAUAUGUUUGCUUUGCUCGAAAUCGCGCGCAUUUACAAGGCCCUAAAGCGUUUUGCUGACUUGCAAGGACCCAUCUGUUAUAACGAUGCCCAAAAUAAAGAGAUGAAUCUCAUAGUUUAUUAGAUAUAAUCCGUGUAAAGUUUGCUUAUCAUUUUCGCAUAAAUUAUGACCUAAAUUUGGAAACCGCUGAAUUUCUCGAAUUGGGUCUUUGCGAUUUUGGUGAAACUCUGUUCAGCGCAAGGCACUAAUGCGCACUAUGUGUAGCCGAGAGAUUUUCACGAAAAAAUGCCAGCAACAGCAGAUUUUCGACUCAGACCUCAAAGGGGCGUGGCAUUAUAACAACGUGACAUUUACUCCGAUCGCCAAAAAUUUUAUGUUAUAUUGUAGAUUGAUCUAUAUGUUAUCCAUUCUAUGUGUUAGACUUACUAUAAAAGUAAAGUUGGGGAUACCAGAGAGCUUUAAAGUAGGAUGGUACCCCCCCAAAAAAACUGGGUCGAGUCACCUUAACUGUUGUUGUUAACUGUUGUCAUGAGUACAAGUUUACUUCAGGGAGUUUUAGUUUUUCAACUUGACUAUAGGGAUAGUUCACAUCUGUGAUUUUUUGUUCUUUUUUUUGUUUGGAUGACAUUCGCCGUCAUCAUCGUUGUCAAAUGUCGUCUAGUACUUCGAUGUGUCUUAUUUCGUGGACAACAAAGACUAAAAAAAAUGUUGUGGAAACAUAAAGAAUUUCUUUGAAAAAUGUCGCCGACAUGUCUGAGUCUUUUCAUUGUCUUAAACCGUUUAGAACUUUCUUAAGUUGGGAAAAGUAUAAAGUAAAUUUUAGAAUACAGAAAAACUAUCAAACUUUCAGCGGACUUUGGCAAAUCAAAGUUUUCUUGUUUGAACGAGGUUAAUCACAGCCCAAGUGUGACCUGAAAAUCCUUCAUUGAGUUCAGUUACUUUCGUUAAUUAUGAUUUAUUUCUCUGUUAGAUUCUACGCUCCUUGUGUGAAUGGUCAGGUGGUGUUCCAAAAGAAAGCUCCAUACAUGAAGCUUACAUCAAGGCAAUUGAGGCGUCACAGCACUAUAUUUACAUUGAGGUAAAUUCUUUUUGCUUUUUAUCCCGCAAGAGUAGGGCAAGUUUUAGCGUAAUUUUUGGGAUCGAAAGAGGCUUGUACUCUUCAAAGACUAAGACUGGGACUAGCGUUUUAAAGGAGGAUAACAUUAUGGAAAUUUCAUUGAACACGUUUGCACAACGUAAUUUGCCUGAUGAUUCUCCACUUCAUUCCUAUCAUCGCCACAACGACCCUCGUAUGCUCUGUAUUUUUUUGCGUACUUUCCUUUUUCCACUCUCUUAUAUAUUUCAUACUUUAUAUACUUCUUGUUUUUUCUCUUUUAUCCUAAAUAAAACUUUAUUUAAUCAAAGGGCAUUUAAUUAGUUUCACUUGCUCUUCUCCAUUCAUUCUUUUAAUCCCAUAUUUAAAUCUUAAGAAUAAUAUCUUCAAAUCUGUAAUAUAAUAUAAAUGGCCUGUAAUAAAGAAUAAAUGGAGAAAAUAAAUAAAAAAUAUACAGUUCCAGUCCCCUCCGCUGAGUACCAAUCAUAAGAGCCUUAUGCGGGGUGCAAGUUAACGUAUAGAUUCCAAACUCUCUUGAGGAACAAUUGUUCCCAGUACAGCAAAUGUCGAGAGGAACCAAUUAUCUAACUAUGCGUGCGAACUGUAAUAAAUUAGGCUGAUUUAGCAACAGAACGGGGACGUCAGUUGACGACUGCGCGCGCAAGUCAAACAACUGGCUUGACCAAUGGCAGAGCGGCACAUUUGCACCGGAAAUCGCGUUUAGUCCUUUCCGCGCGCGUUCAUGUCGUCAAAUGACGUUCCCGUUCUGUUGCNCUAUCAAACUUUCAGCGGACUUUGGCAAAUCAAAGUUUUCUUGUUUGAACGAGGUUAAUCACAGCCCAAGUGUGACUUGAAAAUCCUUCAUUGAGUUCAGUUACUUUCGUUAAUUAUGACUUAUUUCUCUGUUAGAUUCUACGCUCCUUGUGUGAAUGGUCAGGUGGUGUUCCAAAAGAAAGCUCCAUACAUGAAGCUUACAUCAAGGCAAUUGAGGCGUCACAGCACUAUAUUUACAUUGAGGUAAAUUCUUUUUGCUUUUUAUCCCGCAAGACUAGGGCAAGUUUUAGCGUAAUUUUUGGGAUCGAAAGAGGCUUGUACUCUUCAAAGACUAAGACUGGGACUAGCGUUUUAAAGGAGGAUAACAUUAUGGAAAUUUCAUUGAACACGUUUGCACAACGUAAUUUGCCUGAUGAUUCUCCACUUCAUUCCUAUCAUCGCCACAACGACCCUCGUAUGCUCUGUAUUUUUUUGCGUACUUUCCUUUUUCCACUCUCUUAUAUAUUUCAUACUUUAUAUACUUCUUGUUUUUUCUCUUUUAUCCUAAAUAAAACUUUAUUUAAUCAAAGGGCAUUUAAUUAGUUUCACUUGCUCUUCUCCAUUCAUUCUUUUAAUCCCAUAUUUAAAUCUUAAGAAUAAUAUCUUCAAAUAUGUAAUAUAAUAUAAAUGGCCUGUAAUUAAGAAUAAAUGGAGAAAAUAAAUAAAAAAUAUACAGUUCCAGUCCUCUCCGCUGAGUACCAAUCAUGAGAGCCUUAUGCGGGGUGCAAGUUAACGUAUAGAUUCCAAACUCUCUUGAGGAACAAUUGUUCCUAGUACAGCAAAUGUCGAGAGGAACCAAUUAUCUAACUAUGCGUGCGAACUGUAAUAAAUUAGGCUGAUUUAGCAACAGAACGGGGACGUCAGUUGACGACUGCGCGCGCAAGUCAAACAACUGGCUUGACCAAUGGCAGAGCGGCACAUUUGCACCGGAAAUCGCGUUUAGUCCUUUCCGCGCGCGUUCAUGUCGUCAAAUGACGUUCCCGUUCUGUUGCCAAAAAAAUCAAUUUGAUAGGAGUGAGUCAAAACGUUCAUUGAAUGGUGUGUCUUCAUUUCUUCAUUAUAUUUCUGCUCAUCUUUGUUUUACUUGCAGAACCAGUUCUUUAUUACGUCUCUCUUCGUCGACAAUGUGAAGAAUGAGAUCGGUGAGAAUCUUCUUAGGCGGAUAGAAAGGGCGCACAGGUUGGUCUGAAUAGUUUCUUCCUUUUUCACUCACAGUUUUUACUCUUGGUGAGUUUAGAAGAUAGUUUGAGGAUUUUCUUUUCACUGUUUUCCAACCAUAAAUGUUGUUUAUAUCUAUAUUUAUUUUUGAUUAGCUUCUCAACAAUUAUACUAUUGCUAGAAUGUUACUAUAUAUUUUUCUUUUCGUUGCUUGCAGAGAAGGGAAAAAUUUUAAAGUUAUAGUCGUCAUGCCACUGUUGCCCGCUUUUGAAGGUAGGUCAUUCUUCAACCAAAAAGUUAUGUGCGCAUAUCAGGCUGCUGUAAAAGUUAGAUCGUGAACAACUGUUCAUACUCUAACUUAGGACGAGUGCCCUCUCUCUCCAGUGCCUACCGGGUAUAAUUUUUCAAGGGAAAAUAGAAUGUAUAAGGUAAAGACAACGCUAUCGCUGUGUCAUUUCCAUUUCCGAGUUGCAAAAACUCUGACUUUAUAAAAGAGGCUAAAUGCAAAUUUAACCUUUGUUGUGGAAAUGAGAUUUAUUUAGCAUGAGAAUAAAUAUAUAAUCAUCCUCGUAUCAAUAGUUCAUUUGCAUGAUGACCUCUUUUUACUACUAAGACCAGAAUUCACUUCGUUUUUUCUUUCAUAUUUAAAUCUGGUAAUCCUAGUGAGGUUAAAAUAACAAAAGUCCUAAUUUUCACAAGAAAGGAAUGCACUUAAGGAUUCUGGUAGUAUUAGUAAAAUGACUCUAUUUUUUAAUGGCCUAUUGCUUUGCACUUAGCCUUGCUUUGAAACAGAGGCUUGACGUACCUCGGAAUGGCCAAUUUAUUGCUUUGGUUGUUUUCUUGCNAGAUCGUGAACAACUGUUCAUACUCUAACUUAGGACGAGUGCCCUCUCUCUCCAGUGCCUACCGGGUAUAAUUUUUCAAGGGAAAAUAGAAUGUAUAAGGUAAAGACAACGCUAUCGCUGUGUCAUUUCCAUUUCCGAGUUGCAAAAACUCUGACUUUAUAAAAGAGGCUAAAUGCAAAUUUAACCUUUGUUGUGGAAAUGAGAUUUAUUUAGCAUGAGAAUAAAUAUAUAAUCAUCCUCGUAUCAAUAGUUCAUUUGCAUGAUGACCUCUUUUUACUACUAAGAACAGAAUUCACUUCGUUUUUUCUUUCAUAUUUAAAUCUGGUAAUCCUAGUGAGGUUAAAAUAACAAAAGUCCUAAUUUUCACAAGAAAGGAAUGCACUGAAGGAUUCUGGUAGUAUUAGUAAAAUGACUCUAUUUUUUAAUGGCCUAUUGCUUUGCACUUAGCCUUGCUUUGAAACAGAGGCUUGACGUACCUCGGAAUGGCCAAUUUAUUGCUUUGGUUGUUUUCUUGCAGGUGAAAUAGGGACAGCAAGUGGUCGAUCGAUUGGCGCUAUUACUCACUGGAAUUAUCGGUCAAUUUGUCGUGCUUCCCACUCCCUGCUGGAGAGACUCAAUGAGCGUGGUAAUUAUAGCGAGUAUCCUAGGGCAAGACAGAGCGAUUUUCGUAUGACCUUGAAAAAUGGUUUCAGUAAGUGUUCGUUAUUUGUUUUAUCAGCCAGUGGAUGAAAAGAUCAAAACAUGGACUCUUCGUUUUCCCGCCAAAGAAAACUCUAAUAUGGAGAAGGUAUUGCUCGAUUGACCAUUCGUGUUGCAGCAUGACGUCAAAGCGAAGUAUCGGUUGAUUUCCAGAAAGUUCUCAGGCAUGACAGUUUUUCACCCGAGCGUUCGCUUGACCAUAAAUAACCAACCAAAAGCCACGCGCGUUUGCAUCCGUUCGAUAAACCAAUCAAAUCGCUCUUUUUCCGUUCGUUUGUUGUUUCUGUUUUGUUCGCCUGUUUUCAUUUCAAGGUCAUGCGAAAAUCGCCCUAUAAAACGUUGUCUGUUUACUUUCAGUUUCAAGCCAGUAGAGAGGACAAGUGUGACGUCACGUUACCAUAGUAGCAAAAUUUCUGGAUCAUAACAGUAGGGAGCUUAAGCAACGACGACGGCGACGUCAACGAGAACGGCAAAGCAAUAGGUUUCGAUUGUCAAAACAAUAACUUUGUACGUGCUCGUUCAUCUAGCCUCAAUAGCCGACAUUUGGCGACGCUACCACUGGUUUCCCCGCCAAAUAACGUCUGAGAAACGAGAGCAGAAAUUCCAUACUGAUGACGCGUCACUACCCAGGAUCUGGGUAGUACUUCUGAUUGGUCGGGCCGCGUGGAAAAUUUGAUUCAACCAGUCAGAAUCACUACCUAGAGCUGGGUAGUGACCCGUUAUCAGUAUGGAAUUUCCGCGCUCGGCUAUCGUGCAUCACUCUUUUUUAUACUCUUCCUACCGUUGUUGCACGACUGCGACAUGAAACUUCCUUAUUUCACGCGCCCGCUUUAUGGAGUAGGUUGAACGCAACACAAAAAUUUCUUUUUCUAAAUUUAGAUGCGGUCCUUUCGGAUUCAACCCAGAAAAUUGCCAAUAUUUGACAGAUUGAUUGAGAUUGAAUAAGAUCGAUAAAGUUUGAUUCUGUGCGACUUCGUUUUAAGUGAAGUUUUCGGUUUGUUGUCAUCCAGAAAUUUUGCUAGCGUGGCAACUUGACGUAACGACUUCUCUUCUCUAUCGAGUUAUGAAUGUUCUGAAUGACUUUGAUUGUCCUCAACAAAAGUUAUAAAAAAUCACCAGGCAUUUGAAAUCUGUAGACCUUUUGAGAUUGUGGAAGAAAUUCCUUAGUGUAUAUGAAAAUAGAUGUGGUAUUUCUGUGCUUUCACUUUGACCUUGGGCACCUUUGAGUUUUUAAAGUGCUGAUGCUGCUUGUAUUUCUCAUAGUGUUUUAUUUGGAAAUAGGAGAUGGAAAGGAAAGAUAAUGUAAAUUUCCAUCUAGGAAUUGAAAGGAUUACGUGUGCGUACUUUGCAAUCCUUUUGUGAUUUUAUUUUAUUGCUUCUCUCAGUUGGUGAUCCUUCCAAGUACAUCUCUUUCUAUGGACUGAGGACUCAUUCAGAAAUUCAUGGAAAGCCUGUAAGUUCCAAGUAUUUUUAAUGGCUAGCACCAUUUCCUCGCGGGAGCAAAGGUGGAGCAGUGGUGAGAGCAAUCGCGCUCCACCAGUGUGGCCCGGGUUCGAAUUCCGGCGUAGACGGCAUAUGUGGGUUGAGUUCGUUGUCGGUUCUCUUCCUUGCUCCGAGAGGUUUUACACCGAUUUUCCCUACUCCUCAAAAACCAACUUUUUCAAAUUUCAAUUCGACCAGGAAUCAGGUAGACGAAGAACCACUUACCUCUAAAUCGUUAUCAGUUUAUGUCAAGAUUUUUAUAUUUAUUUAUUCUUGUUUUGCCUUGUUUUGUUUUCUUCCCUUCUAAAGCUAACAGAGAUGGUGUAUGUUCACAGCAAGAUGAUGAUUGUUGAUGACAACACAGUUAUCAUAGGUUCAGGUAUAGUUUAUAAGUAUGUUCCUUGUUCCCUAUAUACAAUAGUACCCAGCUCGGUAGAUCGACAUCGCCUAAUGAAGAUCUGCAGUGCGCGGUCAAAACGUCGCGAUAAUUUCUUGUGACUAUCAUAGGACAAACGGUAAGGGAACCCUUUGUACACAUACCACGGUGAAUAAAAUCUCAGUUCAUGACAAUAAAGCCGAUGUAUUUUAAGUUUAAUUUUUUUUGUUUGGUUACCUUUUAAUUAGGUCUAGAAAAAAAGCAAAGGGGUGAAUUUUAUGUCACAUGAUAUAUUUGGUUUAUGUCCCAGUACAAUAAUUUUUUAUGAAAAUGAUGUUUGGGGUGUAGGCCCUAUUUUCAUCUUUUGUCAUCUGGGAGACGAAAAAAGUGAGAAAAUCACGAUACUUAUGCGCCAGUCUUGCAUACUGAACAAGCCUGGCGCGCCCUAUUUUAACACCUGUUUAGUAUCUGACUCAUUCCCAGUCUUCUUCAUAACUGGACUACUCCCCCAUUUUGCACCCCUGUGCCCUGCGCUUUAUAAGAACGACAGAAUGAGGACGAGUCAGUCAUCAGUAGGUUCUGACCCCGGGGGAUGGGGGGACUCCGCGUAUGAAAGGGGUGGGGAGCUCGUUGGAAAUUUUAAAUUAAACCCCUAAAGGAGACCGAUCUGGGCGUGGCCCAAGCUUUUUUUGACCCCUAAAAGAGACCAUGUUGAAACACAGACAAUAUAUAUAUAUUUAUAUUUUUCGCGUGCGACCCUAAAUGAGACUUUCAUGGCUAAAUAUGAUGGCGUUUUGCCUUGAACACCCUAAGCAAGACCAAAAUCCGAAAUUUACACCCCUAAGCGAGACCACGAGCAUCCCCACCCCUUUCAUAUGCGGAGUCCCUCCUCCGGGGUUUUGACUCUUGCGCGCCCAUUCAGAUCUUUUGUUUGUUUUAAGAAAGGUCGCAUGCAGGCAGCUCCAACCAAUACAAAAGAGGAACCGCUGUAAUCCAACAUGAGCUGCUUUUUGUUCUUUUGCAGCAAACAUCAAUGAUCGUAGUAUGCUGGGAAAAAGAGAUUCGGAAAUAGCUGCUAUCAUAAAGGACCAAGAAUUCGUAAGUAUCUUUUGGGAUCUAAUGGUAUUCAGCAUCUAUUUACUGCUGUAAUGAUCGCUAAACUAAGACAGGUAAUAGAUAUGUUACUAAAGAACGGUGUAACGAACAUGCAUUUUGAUAUAAGGAAUAAAGCGGUUCAACACACCUGUCUACGAUUUUUAAAAGGGUUUUUUUUCGUAGUAUGCCAUUAUUUUUGGAGGUCGAAGUAGAGGGAGUAUCCACUUUGAUCAUCCGUUUCUUCAACGAUUUAAAAGAAAUUUGGACACCAGAAGACGUCGGUAAUGAUUCAGUUCACGACAUCCAGCUGAAAUAUUCGCGUGGAAAAAUGGGAAGGUACUCUGAUAUUCUAGUAUUCAUACCCGCCUAGUAAGCACAAAGUUAUGGUAAUUGGGACUGAAUUUAACCGCUGCAUGAGUUGUUCGAUGUUUAUUGUUUGUUUGAGAAUAGGUGCCGUCUAUGAUGGAUGGUGAGGAGUAUCAAGCAGGCCAGUUUGCUUUCAGCUUAAGAACAAGACUCUUCAGGUACCAUGCACACAACAUUAGAGAGAUUAAGCAUCGCAUUUAAGGCCGUUUGCCCUAAACGCGGUGCUUAAUCUCUCUAUUCGGUAACGGUGAUACAGCUAUAAUCCCAACAGCCCGCGUGCAGACCCAUUCUAUAUCCUUUGUCUUGCAGAAAAGGUCCCUUUUUCACGAGCAACAAAGGAAGUAAGAGGUGUCUUCAAGCGCGCUUUUACUCCCAAAAAUUAGAUUAAAAGUCACCAUGCAUAGCCUUCCACACAGGCGCUCUUAGGAAAGUCGAAUUUCCUCGGCCCUCCCCAGCGAGUCAAAACGAUAGUCCUAGGGACGCUUUCCAUUUGUCAGAACUGACCGGUCAAACCAUUCCCGUCACAAUGAUAAUUUCCCUUUUAAUCAAAACUCUCCAGCCAGAUCAGUCAAAUCCUAAAUAGUAUGCACGGAGGAGAACGUUUUUCAGCAAAAACUCUUUGAAAAAGCCUAUUUCAUUUUCAAACUAACUGGUCGGGUAUGGUCCGACCUGCCACUUCUGACAAAUGGAAAGCGCCCCUAAAUAACUAACUAACAAGGGCGGAUACAAUGCAUUUUCGAUUAGCUUUUGCCGUUGCUUGAAGUGAACUACCACCAGUACAUACUUUGCACUCACUAUGUGACGGACACUGGUAUUUAAUAUUUCAUUGUUUGGCUUUGUUUUUGUUUAGAGAGCACCUGGGUUUACUGGACUCUCCUUCAGAUGAAGACAUCAGAGAUGUCGUUUCAGACAGUUUCUACAUGGUAAGUUCUACAAACCUUUCGUAAAGUUGAUUACGGUUUCUAAAACUUGCAUGAGGAAAGUUAAGAAAUGUAUCUAAGCAAUUUUGGUAAGUGUAAGGCACUUUCCGAGAAGAAUUGGUUAGCACACUGACUUGUAGACUACGAGUAGUCCCCAUUUUUUCUCAGGGAUAGUAGAGCGAGCGAAACGAGAGCGCGCGUGAAAAUCACCCCACGCGAGAAAAGGUGAGACGCGGCUGUGAGAGACCGCCGCGUCUCGCCUUUCUCGCGUGGAGUGAUUUUCACACGCGCUCGCGUUUCGCUCGCUCUACUAUCUGGAAUAGGGGCUACUCGUAGUGUAACUGACUUGGAAAAGCCGUCGGAAGAUACGUAUUAGGUGUGAUUGACCGCGUUUGCCGGCAGUCCAGGCCUUGACAAUUUUCAUGGUUUGUAUCAAAUAUGCCUUUUUAAUUUUGUCUUUUUCUUCCCUUCCAAAUGCAGGAUCUCUGGAUGAAAACGGCGAAGAAAAACACUGAAAUUUAUGACGAGGUGAGAAGCAAAUUCGAUCCAACUUUCCGUUGCCCGGGAGAUCACGGGUUUGAAUGCCUUAAUUUCUUACCACAGGCUAGUGACGCGAUAAAAAUGCAUUCUUCCUUAAUUUAUCACCAAGCUGAAACAUUGUUCAUGGGAUCCUUAUUUAACACCAUGUAGAUUCUCGAUACUGUCGACAUUGUAGCCGGUAAAUGACGUAGACUGCUCAGGCGUCCUUCUCAUUCUGCGCCACUCCCCACGCGGUAACUCAAGGCCUGUAAGAGCUCGGAAAUCCUGGAGACAAGGGAGAAGCGAGACAGGGGGAUGAUGGGAAUGAGCGCAAUACGCCACUUGCACAUCUCCCAUAAUGGACCUUAUUUGCCGCCCAAAAUUUUGCAUGACCUUUGUUUUUCAUUUCUCCUGGGUAUUACAGCCGUCCCAAGAGAGACUGAAAACGAUACUUAUUCAACACUUUUGGGGGCAAAUAAGAUGCAUUAUGGAUGUACAAGUGGCGAAUUAACUCAAAUAUCCCCCAAAAAGUUAUCGCGAGCGACUGGGGACGAGGCAGCAUUUUGUAAUUCUCUCUCAUGCUAAAUUCAUCCGUGUUAAAAUCAUUUGAUAGGUUUUAUCUGUUUGGCAGAUGACUUCGUCUUCGGUAAGUUUCGCUAUAUUUAUCAUUGCAGGUUUUUCACUGCAUUCCAACAGAUAAAGUUCGCUCGUUGUCUGAUUUAAACACUUACAAGGUAAGAGGAUGGAAAGGCUUUCCAGCGCAAAAUUAUCGCUCAGAUUUCACAAAGGCCUUUCUCCGUGACGAGAGCGUUUGCCUUUCAUCAUUGGGGUCACGUGAGACCCUUUACGUCACAUGUCGCCGCGCGAGAAAGUACCAAAAAACUAUCCCGCGCAUAAUAAUACUGCUAGCCGGUGGCUACGCAGGCUACACCUCCAUCAUAUCUUAAAUUUAUUUCCGUGAUGCUCACAGUGCGUCAAUCGCGUCAGCUGGUGCUUAGUACUCACUAAAAUGUUUCAUGCAGAAACAAAGUCGUACUUGGUCUUCAGUUUAAGUAAUGAUCCUGGUAAGAAGGGAAGCGAUUUCUUUUGUUAUGGCGCAAUACGCUGUCCUCACAUAGCAAAGUUUUCAUUUUUACACAGAGAAUACGUAAACCUUCAAAAAAGGCGGACUACGAAAUAAAAUGUAGAAACUCCAUUUUUUAUAGUUGUUUUUUGUGUUAAAGGAUUUCCUCACAUAGGAUUUCUAUGUUACUUAGACUCAGAAGAGAUUCUGUUAUAAGGAAGUUGACUAGAGAACAAGGGAUUAAUACACAUGCUGCUUUUGAGAAGAUUUCGUAAAAUUUGAUGUUUAAACCAAUCAGAAAUGUAGUAGAGACAAUAGUGAAGAUAUCACCUUUUUGCAUUCCGACGUGUUCAUUGCGUUUGGUUCUUUCCUCUUAUCUGGACCAUUACUUAAACGGUACAUUCAUAACUAUUUUUAGAAUCUUAGACGACUUGCUGUUGAGGACCCAGGAGAAGCACGUGCUCGCCUGAGAGAUGUCAGAGGGUACCUAGUUGAGCAACCCCUUUACUUUCUGGAGAAAGAGAACCUCCGACCUCCGAUAGGCUCCUCGGAAUUUUUUGUGUCAGAUGACGUGUUUACGUGA
This is a messenger RNA of Porites evermanni, 25434 nucleotides long. Lineage: Eukaryota; Metazoa; Cnidaria; Anthozoa; Scleractinia; Poritidae. The record is from the annotation of a GenBank genome assembly.